Cylindrotheca closterium is the source of this 492-nucleotide messenger RNA. The record is from the annotation of a GenBank genome assembly. NCBI's taxonomy places the organism in Eukaryota, Bacillariophyta, Bacillariophyceae, Bacillariales, Bacillariaceae.
AUGCGUCUUUGGCAGGAUGCAUCGGAUAAAGCAACAGAAGAAUCAAGACAAGCAGCCCUUUAUGCUAUCCAGCAGCAGAAUGAAUUGCGUCGUCAGCAGGAAGAAUUGCUUCUUCAGCAGGAAGAACUGCAUUGUCAGCAGGAGCAACAGAAGAAAGAAUCAAAUGAUCGGGAAGAAGAAUUGCUUUGUCAGCAGGCACAGCAAAAGCAAGAACAGGAGCACAUGAUUUACUCUUUUCAUCAAAAGCAGCAGAUCCAAGUUGAUGCUUUGAGUACCGCUGUUGCUAAGAAGCCAGCUUCACGUCCUGAUCAGAAAAGACUUGCUGACAAUUCGGCCCAAUGCUCAGUCUCCAAUAGGUCUAAAAGAGCCAGGCAAACCGUUGUGUCUGGUGGAGAUGAUGACAACAAAAGCAUGUUCUCUGAUGCCUCACAGACCAUGUUACCUGCCGUCCCAGAUAAUAUUCAAGUUCACACCGUUCAGCAAACGACUUGA